Molecule: messenger RNA, 2086 nt
Organism: Diuraphis noxia (Russian wheat aphid)
Lineage: Eukaryota; Metazoa; Arthropoda; Insecta; Hemiptera; Aphididae
Product: doublesex- and mab-3-related transcription factor A2-like
Biological process (GO): regulation of transcription by RNA polymerase II; sex differentiation
Cellular component (GO): nucleus
Molecular function (GO): DNA-binding transcription factor activity, RNA polymerase II-specific; RNA polymerase II cis-regulatory region sequence-specific DNA binding
Source: RefSeq, a predicted model, not a curated record
UAUUGAAAAUAAACGGAUUAUUAUGAACAUAAAAUAUAAAUAAGCCUUGAAAAACAGUGUCGUAAACGUUGGCUUAACAGAAACACAAUUGUCAAAUCGGAGAUAUUAAGGAAACCCAUAGACGAAAAGCCAAAAGGAUAUUUUCGCUGSAGAAAAACAUCAGAGCCGUCGCGGAAGAGCUGUAAGAAUAAAAAUAUAAGCGUGCCGGCGGGGCGGGACUUUGCGGUGUUUCGGGGGGAGGAGCCAGCCCCAUCGCCGCGCCCGUCGCCGCGGGUCGGGCGCGAGAGACUCGUCGUCGCCGUCCGGGCGAUGUUGUAGACGCAUAACCGACGGCAGUAACGAUGAGUUUGCCCAGCGGUGUGGACAUGACCGCUGCCCUCAUGUCGCAGCAUCCCGCACUCGGAGGACUGUCUCCCGCGUUCUUCUUGCAGCGAGCUUCCGAGCGGUACCAGCGGACGCCCAAGUGUGCCCGGUGCAGGAACCAUGGAGUCGUGUCAGCCCUGAAAGGACAUAAACGAUACUGUCGUUGGAGAGAUUGUGCCUGCGCAAAAUGUACAUUGAUAGCAGAAAGACAGAGAGUUAUGGCUGCCCAAGUAGCUCUACGGCGGCAACAAGCUCAAGAGGAAAACGAGGCCAGGGAACUGGGAUUGAUAUAUCCACCACCAUCGUCGUCGUCGUCAGCUGCUGCUAGAUCAAGUCCAGACGAAAAAAGAGCGCGCCUCAGUUCGGAGGAGUCCAUUAAUGCAAAACACGACCAAACGAUCAGCACACAAGAUCAGGACACACGAAGUCGCUCGUCCAGCGUGUCGCCGAACGCCCCGACCCAAGUAACGUCCACACAGUUUGCCGCCAAAUUCAACAGUCCGACGAGGUCGGAGGUGGAGAGCAACGAAAGCAGCAACGAAGCUGCCCCGGAAAACCUGUCCCUGCCCAAACGGAGAGACUCCAGUUCGCCGACCGAACCCGACCGUUCCCGAUUGCCGUCGAACUAUCCAAAUUUUUCCAGUUUUCUGGAAUCAAGCGCCGCGGCCGCCGCAGCCGCAGCCGCAGGAGUCAACUCCGCCGGACGGUCGGCCGUUGAUGUGCUCAGGCGCGUUUUUCCGUACAAGAGACGAGUGGAUAUCGAGAACGUGCUUCAAAGGUGCAACGGCGAUGUACUGCACGCGAUCGAACUCAUGAUGUGUUCGUCGGAUCAGCUGCCGACUUUGGGUCAUCCGUCGCUCAUGGACUCGCAUUCGGCGUUCUCACCCAUGUCAGCAGCCGCGGCCACAGUGUGCACGGCCGCGGCGGCGAUGACAUCGUUCCACCAUCACCACCACCACCAGCAACAGCAACAGCAGCAGCAGCAACAGCAGACACCGCGUUUUCUCACCGCACCUAUUCACCACUAUCUACAGCCGCAAUUGCACCACCUCACCACCGUUCACCCGCACGCCAUGACCUACCAAUCGCACCACCUGAACCAGGCCGCGACGUCACCCCGGUCACCAUCACCAGGUUCUGACAAGACGUCGUACUCGGAUUGAUGAAAAACGAGUCGCAGCGCCGCACCCGCACCCACACGCACAUCCGUUCAUCCAUCCGUCUAUAUCCUUCCGGCCAUCCAUCGAUCCAUCCGCACCGACGCAUAGAGCAACGGUAAUAUGAUAAUUACGAGGCUUUACGUUUAAAAAAUAAAAAAUAUAGUAAGUUGGAAAUUGACCUAUCCCUGCUUCAUUAUUCUGUUCAUCCUCUUCCUCGUCCUCCUCCUACUUCUCCUCCUUCUCAACAUCGGUGCAUAUAUAACGUCAUACAAUAAUGUACAGAUCAUUUGUCAUUUCAUUUGAAUUAACGAUAUUUGUGUAUUUGCGAAAUUAAUAAGUUGUUUAAUAUCGGGUGUGUAUUAUUAUAAUAUUAUAUAAUUCGAGUGUCUAGACGGYGCGUAUUAAACGACGAGCUGCUGAAGGGGGUUGAACGCGAGCGAUUAUAUAUGCUUAUGAGUUGUUCGAGUAUCGUGUAAAAACAAUUACGAUUUUUGAAUUUCAACACGACRUGCAGAUCUUUCUCGAGUACCUACUUAUAUAUAUAAUAUAUAUAGAUUACAGUA